Molecule: messenger RNA, 3684 nt
Organism: Aspergillus calidoustus
Lineage: Eukaryota; Fungi; Ascomycota; Eurotiomycetes; Eurotiales; Aspergillaceae
Source: the annotation of a GenBank genome assembly
CGGCCGACGCUAUUCCAGAGUGGGAAUAGUACUGGACGUCAACAUCCCCGACACGCCUGGGCUGUGCGAAGCGGCUCGAGACAAAGUUAACUUGGGUUUCUGUCAAUGUCCCCUUUUGUUGGUUUAGCGGCUCUGAUAGACAAAAAGCAUCCUUUACUUUUGUCGAGUUGAUCAGUUUUCUUCCGUACAUUUCGAUUUUCUAUUAGCAAAUCAGCUCUUACUAGUCGCAUUCCGAGACCGUUGCCUUCUACUACUACAUCUUUGUCGCGCUGACACUUGUCCAAAAUCCUGAGUCCGCUAGCACCUCAGCCCUGAAAGCUGUCCGUAUUGCUCCCCUACCUCGAUGGGACGGUAAACGAGUGCCUUCACAAACUCCGGUAAUCGAAGCAUGAGAAAUGUCAAGGUCCGCUACGCCUGCGCUCCCUUUUCAUAAUGCCCAGGUUUCUGGUUCAAGAUCUCCGUCGACCACGCCUGCGGGAGUGCGCUCCAGUGCCGUACCUUCAGCUUCUACCUCGACCUAUUCGCAGUUAGACCCUCAGGAGACCGCGGAUCGCCUCCAAACAUCCCUCAUCCACGGACUUACCCCGGCGGAGGCGGAGAUACGUUAUCUACAAGAUGGCCCUAACGAGCUACCUCACGAAGAACCGGAGCCUUUAUGGCUGCGCUUCCUCAAGCAGUUCAAGGAAACCCUGAUUCUCCUCCUCCUCGCCUCCGCCGCAAUCUCGUUCUUCAUGGGCAAUUAUGAUGAUGCUGUUAGCAUUACACUAGCUGUGACGAUUGUCGUCACAGUUGGGUUUAUCCAGGAAUACCGAUCCGAGAAGUCUCUAGAAGCUUUGAAUCGCCUAGUUCCACAUCACGCCCAUCUGAUCCGUGAUGUCCCCGCGAACGGCGCACCGAUUAUUCACCCUACUCCAGCGGUUCCCGACGAGGAAUUCGAGAUGCGGGAGCUGCGGAGCAAGAGCCCGAGCUCCAGUACGGCCUCCGCAGCGGUCAAGGCUUCAACCACUGUGCCAGCUGGCGAGCUCGUACCAGGAGACUUGGUUUUGUUUACAGUCGGAGACCGAAUUCCCGCCGACAUUCGCAUUACCGCUGCAACAGAUCUAACUAUUGACGAAUCGAAUCUCACUGGCGAGAACGAACCUGUCGCCAAGUACCCGGACGCCAUCCGUCAUCCGAAGAACCUUCCUACACACUCGCCCAAGAUUGUUAGCCCUCCCCGGUCUCCGUUCUACGAUGCACCGGCUAGUGGAGCGGUUGGUGCGGAUAUCCGUCUAAAUGAACAGCACAAUAUCGCGUUUAUGGGGACCUUGGUUCGAUCCGGCUAUGGUCAAGGACUUGUCAUAGGCACCGGGGCCAAAACUGAGUUUGGCAGCAUUUCAGCAUCGCUCCAGGAAAUCGAGAGCCCGCGUACGCCUUUGCAACUAUCGAUGGAUCGACUAGGCCAGGAGCUGAGUUACAUCUCUUUUGGGGUCAUUGCUUUGAUUGUGGUCGUAGGCUUGAUUCAAGGCCGCAAGCUUCUUGACAUGUUCACCAUUGGUGUUUCACUUGCGGUUGCCGCUAUUCCGGAAGGCUUGCCAAUCAUUGUAACCGUGACCCUCGCGCUUGGGGUCCUGCGCAUGGCAUCCAGGGGGGCCAUCAUGCGCCGACUUCCUAGCGUCGAGACGCUUGGCUCGGUGAAUGUCGUCUGCAGUGACAAAACCGGAACCCUUACGCUCAAUCAUAUGACAGUCACUAAGAUGUGGCAUUUUGACUGCCCUGAACCAUUCGAGGUACACAAUGAUAUUGCGUCACUAACGCCAGGCCCAGCUGCCCGCACUGUUCUGCGGAUUGGCAAUAUUGCCAAUAAUGCAAGGUUGUCGCGUGUGCAUGCCAAUUCGCCCGCUACCGCCUCAUCUGCGGCGGUCCUGUCGUCCACCGAUGAUAACGCCUCCGGGUCAAUGAAGAGUAGGUGGGUCGGGCAGCCAACCGAUGUUGCAGUUCUAGAUUUGCUUGAUGUUUUUGGAGAAGACGAUGUCCGGGACCGCCUGUGCGCGCGGGUUGCUGAAACUCCAUUUAGCUCCGAGCGCAAGUGGAUGGGUGUGAUUAUCGGCAGCGGAACACCCGGAGAGCCGUCGGCUUCGUCUGGCCCUAGCAUGGCCUAUAUCAAAGGUGCCUUGGAACAAGUUCUGGCGCGUUGCGAUACGUACUUGACAAAGGACGGUCGCGAGGUCAUCCUAGAUGAGCCGCGACGCCAAGCUGUGCGUCACGCCGCCGAACACAUGGCGUCGGAGGGACUCAGAGUCCUAUCCUUUGCCAGUGGGCCAGUCAGAGAGGCCCGGGGAAGGUCAAUUGGAAGCAGGUCAGCGACGCCUCUCAAGGCUGAUUCUGGAGAUGAGGAUGACCGUUACACCGGCUUGGUCUUUGCAGGAUUGGUAGGCAUGAAUGAUCCUCCACGCAGGGACGUUCACAAGGCCAUUCGCCGUCUUAUGGCUGGAGGUGUAAGGGUCAUCAUGAUCACCGGUGACGCCGAGACCACGGCCGUGGCGAUUGCAAGGAAGCUCGGAAUGCCCAUUGCUGAAACACUGGGAGCACGGAAUGUUCUCAGCGGUCAUGACAUUGACCGAAUGGGCACGGCAGAACUGUCUCAGGCGCUUUCGUCAGUCUCGGUUUUUGCUCGUACCAGCCCCGACCACAAGAUGAAGAUUGUUCGCGCUCUACAGUCUCGCGGGGAUGUCGUUGCUAUGACGGGAGAUGGCGUAAAUGAUGCGCCUGCAUUGAAGAAGGCCGACAUUGGAAUUGCGAUGGGCAAGCUCGGUACGGACGUGGCCAAAGAAGCGGCCGACAUGAUUCUCACAGACGACGACUUUUCCACAAUUCUACGCGCGAUCGAACAGGGUAAGGGGAUCUUCUAUAACAUACAGAAUUUCAUCACUUUCCAGCUCAGCACCAGCGUCGCCGCUCUCAGUCUUGUUUUGUUGAGCACCACUCUUGGCUUCAAGAACCCGCUGAAUGCAAUGCAGAUUCUCUGGAUUAAUAUUCUCAUGGACGGUCCACCGGCACAAUCACUCGGCGUGGAGCCAGUAGAUCCCUCCAUCAUGAGCCGGCCUCCCCGGCCCAAAUCUGCGCGGGUGCUCACGAAACCUCUCAUCCAACGAGUCCUCAUGUCCGCUCUAAUGAUAAUGCUGGGCACGCUCAUCAUCUACAUCUACGAAAUGGGCGACGACGACGACGUGCAAACAGGUAAACGCUCCCGGGUCGUAACAGCCCACGACACAACAAUGACAUUCACCUGCUUCGUGCUCUUCGACAUGUUCAACGCCCUCACCUGCCGCAGCGAGAGCAAAUCCGUCCUCCGCGGCGAGCUCCCGCUCUUCGGCAACAAGAUGUUCAAUUACGCCGUGCUGGGCUCACUUGCAGGGCAGGCGUGCGUCAUCUAUCUCCCAUUCCUGCAGCGCGUGUUCCAGACCGAGCCGCUAAAUCUGGCGCAUCUGUUUAAGUUGGUCUGUAUUUCGAGCAGCGUCUUCUGGGUCGAUGAGGGGAGGAAAUACUACGUGUCGCUGAAGCGGCGGCGUGCGGUGGGCGGUGGAUAUAGCGUGAAUGUGUAGAAGAUACAAUCUUGUAUAGAAUCGCUUGUACAGUUUUUUUAUAUAGUUAUACUACCUAAUAAUGAGGAACGAUCUGUGGCCAUACAUCUUUGAUCCGGAG